AUGACAGACUCAACAUCCACGGUGCUUGGGCCAUUGAACCAAGCACGUGAUUUGGCAUUUUCUGACAAGGGAGCAUUUCCCGAAAUCGUGAGGCACAUUCUCAACGUAGCGUUGAAUCCUGACUUGACUAUCCAAUCUUGGUGUAGCAACUUCUUAAGAGAAGCCUUCACCACUAGUGAGGAACAUGUUACUGCAGCCGUGAAAAUCGAUUUGGCCAUAGACGCUUUGCCUGUGUUACGCACUUUGGCUGCGGUACGAGACUUGCAAGUGUUCAAGGCAGUGAUAGAUGUGAGUAUUAUUGUGUUCAAAUUGACAUUUCGGUAUGUAGCGGAAAACGACGGUAGUAAGAACGUCUGGGAUGGCAUUAAUGAAUUAAAAAAUGAUUUAGUGGCCAAGUAUGAUACGCAAUUCCCCUUUGAACUGACUUUUGACCGCGAGCAUGACGCUUUCCGUAACAUUGACGCGAAGUUGGAGUUGUUGAAGUUCGUAAUCACAGUCAUUGAUUACCAACUGCGGUCGCUGACAAGCAAAUUCUACUCGAUCUCGCGGGUCAACCCCAAUCACACGCUCAUCAAGUCUGCAUUGAUGGAGAGUGAGGCCAAUGCAUUAUUGGAUGUAGUGUUGAAAACACUUCAAAAUGACAUUUUGGUCACUCCCAUAGUAACUGCCACAUUCAAUCAUCUUCUGGUUCUCUUGAGGCGUAAAAGGCAAUUGGCCGAUCGGAUUCUUCCCAUUUUGGAGCAGUUUGACUCCACGACCAAGGUUCAAUCUAACUACGAAACACUCGAAACUUUUAAAUUGUCCAGAAAAUACGCCGACAGAACGUUGCGUGUUUUGCUUACAUACAUCACAAAGUGUCAAUUAGUACCUCCCAAAUUCCAGGGGGCCAUCAGCCGCAAGCUUUCCUUGCUCACUAGCCGAGGAGAUGAGAUUCGGAAGAAGAACAUUUUGUUGCCAGCAUCCGACGAUUCAACCAUCAAGAAACGCAAAUUCGAAGGGUUCCAAAAUGCUUCCAAGAAGAUCAAGACACUCGACUACAAAAAUUUGUACAGCUUGACUGAUAUUAACAGCGAAUUGAAUAGCUUUGACUUAUCUACUCUCCCUCAGAACAUCUUGAUUUCGAUGGCCCUUACGGCAUUAAGCCGUGCAGACGUCAGGAAAUUGUCGAAGGCGUUGGAGAUUGUUAGUGCUCGAUACGUUGAUGCCGUGAAGGAUAUUUCACCGAUCAAUGUCAAGAACGAGGCUGACGGAGAAGAUGAGGAUGACGCUAAUGGAGACAACUACGAUGCAGAAACAACAUACUCGCUCCCUCCACCCAAAGCACUUUCGUUCCAGGAUAAAAAAGAACACGUUAAUCUCAUCGUGAAGAAUUUCUUUGAGUUGGCCAACAAGGGAUUCAAGGGAGAAGAAGAAGUUCCUCCACCUGUGGACGGAACAGUGACUACAGAAUUGACCCGUGUUGCCAUGCGUACAUGGAAACAGGACUCGUGGUUACUUUUGCUUACCAGGUUGGCGACGAGGGGAAUGCAAGUUGUUGAUUCCUUGCCAAACGAAGGUUCUGAGCUGGGUGAGAAGGCUAAUAUUUCGCCCGAUGCCGCUAGCGAGCAGCAGCUAAGUGAUGUGAUCCGCAAGGCACUCUUUGAUUACUUUUUGGAAAACAUCAAAGAGCGUGUGGACCUUGUCAUUGAGUGGCUCAAUGAAGAAUGGUACAGUGAGAAGGUUGUCAAUGAACAGAGGUUACGUGAACAAGUGGAAGAAAAAUGGUAUGCAAAAUACGAAAAGGAUGUAUCGGGCAUUGAAAAUGUUGAAGAUGAAAUUGCCAAAGAAAUGGAGGCAGCCGAAAUUCCAACUCCCCGUUAUUUUGAAUGGGCACAGAAAGUAUUGGAGGCCUUGAUUCCAUUUUUGGAACCCACCGACCGUAAAAUCUUUCUUCGUCUUUUGAGUGACUUGCCCACACUCAACAGUGCCAUGGUCGGGGGCAUCAAGUCACUCUGUGCUGACCCAGCCCGUUCCAAACUUGGCUUCUUGUCGUUGCAAUUCUUGAUCAUGUACAGACCGCCUGCCAAGGAAGCUUGCAUUGCUGUUUUACGGGAGUUGAGUGACGGCGACCAGGCCGAUCUUAAAGUAGAAGCGGAGAAGCUACUUAACAAGUACGAAGUUCCCAGUUCGAAAACUUAG
Molecule: messenger RNA, 2178 nt
Organism: Sungouiella intermedia
Lineage: Eukaryota; Fungi; Ascomycota; Pichiomycetes; Serinales; Metschnikowiaceae
Source: the annotation of a GenBank genome assembly